AGGAAGAGGGUGAGUGAAAGUGGAGAGGCAGGCAGGCAGUCAGACGUGUUGCAACAGAUGGCCUCAGCAUUAACGGCCCAGCAGCUGUUGCAACGAGGAACUCUGCUGGACUGAGAAGUAGAGGAGGGAAAGUCUUUGGAGAAACUCUCUGUCGUCUGCAGGCUUCCUUUACAGACAGAAAAGUACAACAUGCCAGAGUGUGCAGAAGUUGUUCUGUUUUUUCCUUUGGAAUUGCCAAAAGAAGCAACAAUUGCAUGAAGAUCCAAACGUUCAUCUUCCAGCCCCCGUUCUCCUUCUGCCCCCCAGCUGGGUGUCAAAGAGGAGAACACCUGCUGGGAGAGAGGAGAAGCUGAAGGAGGCCGCAGAAGGUUUCAAUAAAGGCCAAUCAGUGAAGCCCUCAGCAUCUGCUCAAGGGGCUGAGAUCCUGCAGGGGAAGCCAGUGACGGCCCUGACAUUGUGCAGCGCAAGGCCAUGGCAAGACAACGUUUCCUCUUCCUGCUCUUCUUGGUGACUCUUGGCCACGCACAGUUCCAGCCUGGAGGUCGAUUGAAGCCCCGCUUGCAGAGGGACAGACGCAACAUCCGACCGAACAUCAUCCUCGUUCUGACUGAUGACCAGGACCUGGAGCUGGGUUCCAUGCAGGCAAUGAAUAAGACUCGCCGCAUUAUGGAAGAGGGAGGGACGUCCUUCUCCAAUGCCUUUGUGACCACGCCCAUGUGCUGUCCGUCACGUUCAAGCAUGCUCACUGGAAAGUACGUGCACAAUCACAACACCUACACCAACAACGAGAACUGUUCCUCUUUGUCAUGGCAGCGACAGCAUGAGCCGCGGACCUUCGCAGUUUACCUGAACAACACUGGAUACAGGACAGCUUUCUUUGGGAAGUACCUGAAUGAGUACAACGGCUCAUACGUCCCUAACGGCUGGAGGGAGUGGCUUGGCCUGGUGAAGAACAGCCGCUUCUACAACUACACGCUGAGCCGCAAUGGAGUUCGGGAGAAACACGGAGCGCGAUACCCCGAGGACUACCUGACCGACCUGAUCACAGAGGAGUCCGUUCGCUACUUCCGCUCCUCAAAGCGAGUUUAUCCUCACCGCCCGGUUCUGAUGGUUCUGAGCCAUGCAGCGCCGCAUGGACCUGAAGAUUCAGCACCGCAGUACAGCGAGGCCUUCCCUAAUGCAUCGCAUCACAUCACUCCCAGUUACAACUAUGCCCCAAACCUGGACAAGCACUGGAUCAUGCGCUACACCGGGCCGAUGAAGCCCAUCCACAUGGAGUUCACCAAUGUGCUGCAGAGGAAGCGUCUGCAGACGCUUCUGUCUGUGGAUGACAGCAUGGAGAAGCUAUAUAACAUGCUGACGGAGACGGGAGAGCUGGAGAACACCUACAUCAUCUAUACAUCUGACCAUGGCUACCACAUUGGACAGUUUGGUCUUGUUAAAGGUAAAUCCAUGCCGUACGAGUUUGACAUCAGAGUCCCGUUUUACAUCAGAGGCCCAAACGUGGAACAGGGCGGCAUUAAUCCUCACAUGGUUCUGAACAUCGAUCUGGCUCCAACCAUCCUGGAUAUAGCUGGACUCGAUACGCCUCCAGAUAUGGAUGGACGGUCGAUACUAAGUCUGCUGGACACAGACAAACCCGCCAACAGAUUCCAGCUCAACAAGGUGCCAAAGAUCUGGAGGGACUCCUUUCUAGUGGAAAGAGGGAAGUUGCUGCACCAGCAAGUUGAGGGGAAGGAAGUGUCGCAGGAGAACUUCCUGCCCAAACACCAACGGGUUAAAGACCUCUGUCAGAGAGCUGAGUACCAGACGCCCUGUCAGCAGACUGGACAGAAGUGGCAGUGUGUGGAGGAUGCAACAGGAAAGCUGCGGCUCUUCAAGUGUAAGAGUGAAGGAACUAGAACCUUCCAGCGGGACACGGUCAGCCGCCAGCGUCCGCUCAGUGUCAAAUCCCGCCUGUACCACCCUAAGCUGGACAUGUGCGACUGCGACUUUGGCGACCUUCCACUUUUGAACUUGCGACGCUUCAACCAGAAGCCUUUCCUCUCCAAAAAGAAGUUCAAAACCCAGAAGAGUUAUGCGAGGAACCGCUUCAGCCGCUCCCUCCCCGGGGCGAACAGUUACCCAGGCAACAGCAGUCUGGGGGAAUCGCUCAGAAGUUCUCAUCAAACAGGAGAAGAGCUGGAGGAAGACUUCAGUGGAAUGGGAGCCCCUCCCAGCACAGCUUUCCCAUCCAGCUCCAUCAAAGUGACCCACAGGUGUGCCAUCCUGUCCAACGCCACGGUGAAGUGCGACACAGGAGUUUAUCAGUCUCUGCAGGCCUGGAAGGAUCACAAGCUGCACAUCGACCAUGAGAUUGAGACUUUACAAACAAAGAUCAAAAACCUAAGAGAGGUCAGAGGUCAUCUGAAGAAGGUCCGGCCCCUGGAGUGUGACUGCAAUAAGUAUCUGUUCAAAUCCAAACUGAAGAACAAGCUGAAAUUCAGAGGAGAAGGAGGAUUUCAUCCGUUCAGGAAGAGCAGGGCUCGAGACAAGAAGGCCUGGCUCCAGAAGGAGCAGAAGAGGAGGAAAAAGAUGAGGAAGAUCAUCAAGAGGAUCAAAAACAACGACACCUGUUCAAUGCCUGGACUCACCUGCUUCACACACGACAACCAGCACUGGCACACGCCUCCUUUUUGGACACUGGGUCCGUUCUGCGCCUGCACCAGCGCCAACAACAACACAUACUGGUGUCUGCGGACCAUUAAUGAGACCCACAACUUUCUCUUCUGCGAGUUUGCCACUGGCUUUCUGGAGUUUUUUGACCUCAGCACAGACCCUUACCAGUUGAUAAACGCCGUGGGCUCCUUAGACCGCACCGUUCUCAACCAGCUGCACGUCCAGCUCAUGGAGCUCCGCGGCUGCAGGGGGCAUAAGCAGUGCAACCCUCGCACGCGCUCAGUGGAGCUGGCAGGCGGGCGGGCUCAUGGCAGCUUCGACAACUACAGGCUGUUUGAAAGGAGAAAGUGGCCAAAAGUCAAGAGACCUUCAUCCUCCCGAACCCUAGGACCGAUCUGGGAUGGCUGGAAGGGAUAGGGGGGCGCCCGCCGCUCCCACCCUCACUAGCCUACAGGAAGGAGGCGUGGUCACCGCAGCCUCAGCAUCAGUCCGCUUCUGCAACGUCAUUCAGCCUUCCCCACCUGUUGCUCAGGAAGACUCUGGAAUGAAACCCUCACCCUUCCCCCAGAGGCUCCUACCAUGCUGCCACCUCCUGCCCCUGUAAGAAAGAAGAAGAGCAGGAGGAGGAGAAGGAGCAGGGGAUGCAUAGCAAAAGAGUCAGAGCAGGAAAAGAUGUGUUUUUAGAGGACCAGCAGCAUUUUGCCCUGAGUUUUACCUUUCAGGUUUGACAUAAUCAACUCUCAGCUCAAUAACCAAACCCCUCUUCAUCUUAAUGAGCCUCUUACUGUAAAUUUAUGCUUCCUUUUUUUCUUGACUCAUUUUUAAAAUAGAAUUUAGGUUGAGCUAUUUUGCACAUUGCAAAAACCAAAUUAUGUUAUUAAAAAAAUGUUAUUAAAAUUAAACAUUGAGAAAGUUUGGUGAAUUAGUUUUGAGAAAAUAUGUCUGAAUUAUUUUAACAAGACAUUUUGUUAACCAGGAGCAGGUUUAUGCUCCUCAAAAACAUCUGCUUUUGUACAUAAACCACCUCAAGA
Molecule: messenger RNA, 3689 nt
Organism: Oryzias latipes (Japanese medaka)
Lineage: Eukaryota; Metazoa; Chordata; Actinopteri; Beloniformes; Adrianichthyidae
Gene: sulf2b
Product: sulfatase 2b
Biological process (GO): glomerular basement membrane development; negative regulation of fibroblast growth factor receptor signaling pathway; positive regulation of Wnt signaling pathway
Cellular component (GO): endoplasmic reticulum; cell surface; Golgi apparatus
Molecular function (GO): glycosaminoglycan binding; calcium ion binding; N-acetylglucosamine-6-sulfatase activity
Source: RefSeq, a predicted model, not a curated record